Molecule: messenger RNA, 1351 nt
Organism: Salvia splendens (bonfire salvia)
Lineage: Eukaryota; Viridiplantae; Streptophyta; Magnoliopsida; Lamiales; Lamiaceae
Product: 8-hydroxygeraniol dehydrogenase
Exons: 5
Coding region: 43-1125 (360 amino acids)
Molecular function (GO): oxidoreductase activity, acting on the CH-OH group of donors, NAD or NADP as acceptor; zinc ion binding
Source: RefSeq, a predicted model, not a curated record
UCUCUCUAAUUUCUACUAUUGUUUGCUUACAUUUUGUAUUAAAUGGCGAAAUCACACGAAACAGAGCACCCUGUGAAGGCAUUUGGAUUGGCUGCCACAGACUCAUCUGGCCAUCUCUCUCCUUUCAAAUUCUCUAGAAGGGCGACUGGUGAUGAUGAUGUGCAAUUCAAAGUGUUGUAUUGUGGGAUAUGCCACACCGAUCUUCAUUACCUCAAAAACGAGUGGGGCGUCACUCAAUAUCCAAUUGUACCUGGGCAUGAGAUCGUUGGUGUGGUAACAGAGGUGGGAAAAAAGGUUGAGAAGGUCAAGGUCGGAGACAGAGUUGGUGUGGGAUGCAUGGUCGGAUCGUGUCGAUCAUGUGAGAGCUGCCAGGAAGAUCUUGAGAAUUACUGCCCCAAGAUCAUCCCCACUUACGCUGCUCCCUACCACGAUGGCACCAUCACGUAUGGUGGUUACUCUGAUAUCAUGGUUGCUGACGAGCAUUUCAUUGUUCGUAUUCCCGACAACAUGCCAUUGGAUGCAGCUGCUCCUCUUCUAUGUGCAGGCAUCACCACCUACAGCCCCAUGAGAUACUUUGGACUAGACAAGCCCGGGAUGCACAUUGGAGUUGUUGGUUUGGGUGGACUAGGCCAUGUCGCUGUUAAAUUUGCCAAGGCUUUCGGUUGCAAGGUCACAGUCAUUAGUACUUCCCUCAGCAAAAAGGACGAAGCGCUUUCGCAUUUGGGCGCAGAUUCAUUCUUGAUCAGUAAAGAUGCUGAUGAAAUGCAGGGUGCGGUGGGAACAAUGGAUGGUAUAAUUGAUACAGUAUCAGCUCAUCAUGCCUUGAUGCCACUCAUUGGCCUCUUGAAGGCUCACGGAAAGCUCAUCAUGGUUGGCGCCCCAGAUAAGCCUCUUGAGCUACCUGUGUUUCCUCUACUUGCAGGGAGAAAGAUGAUAUCAGGGAGUGGGAUUGGAGGAAUGAAAGAGACCCAAGAAAUGAUUGAUUAUGCAGCCAAGCACAAUAUAAAGGCAGAUAUUGAACUAAUUUCAGCAGACUACGUUAACACUGCAUUAGAGCGGCUGACCAAGGCUGAUGUGAAGUAUCGCUUUGUGAUAGAUGUUGCCAACACCCUCACACAAUCUUGAACUCAAGUCUUCGAUGGAAGUGAUUGUUCUUCUCCUGUUUUGUUCGGUCUUUCAUGAAAGCUAUUGUUCUUCUCAUGUUUAGUUCGUCCUUUGAUGGAAGAGAUUUUUCUUAUCUUCUUUUGUUCAAUUUUACGCAUAUAUUCACUGUUGAAUUGUGUUUGAGUUUUGUACCUGUGUUUUAUACACACAUAUUAUAAUAAAUAUAUGCUUUUGUUUGUGAACUGCA